Molecule: messenger RNA, 937 nt
Organism: Drosophila arizonae
Lineage: Eukaryota; Metazoa; Arthropoda; Insecta; Diptera; Drosophilidae
Gene: mRpL10
Product: mitochondrial ribosomal protein L10
Source: RefSeq, a predicted model, not a curated record
GGAAAACUUUGGGCUCACUGAUUAUUAAGAUUAUUAUUGUUAAUAAUUAGAUAAUAGUAAAUAAACAUAACUGUAUAUUCAAGCAAGUUGCAUUCAAGAAUGUCCACUCUACUUCAGCAAGGCCUGCCUCUCACAUCGGCCCGUGGGCCGCUAUUGCAGUUUAUGCGUUUUCGCGGAAAAAUAAAUAUACAACGUCCGAAGCAGCCGCAUUAUGAGCGUGCCCGCGUCGUGGCCGUCACACAACCCAAAUAUCCAGAGGCGCCAAAGGCUCUUACCUGUUUUCAGUCACGAGCAGACCGGACGGGCGCUCAGGUGGAGAACCCCUACAAUGCGAUCAUAGCACGUGAGGUGCGCAACUGGCUAGAUCACUCCAAGCUGGUGGCGAUCUUCCACUUGAACUCAAUAACGUCAGACGAGAUCUUUCGGGUUCGCGUGCAGCUGUACAAGCAGAACUUGCACCUCAAAGCCUACGGUCGGAAGAUCAUUGCACAAGCUGUAGCCGGCAGCCAAUACGAGGCUAUUUUGCCACUGUUCCACUCCAACCAUUGUAUCGUGUUCUCGCCCGAUCAACAGCGAGUGGGUGCACUGCUUCGAAUCACACGGAAAGUGCCGCAAAUGGUGUUGCUGGGCGGCAUUGUGGAGCAGAAACUGCUCAGUCGCAACGAGCUGGUGGACUUUGCACAGAUGCCUGGACUGCAGGCGGCACAGGCGCAGCUGGUGCAGACUCUGAACAUGGCGGCGAGCAACGUGGUGCAGCAGCUCCAAGCUCAUCAAUGCAAUCUAAUCAAAGUGCUGGACGUGCACGCCAAGGGCGAUACAACAGAAAAGCAGGAGCCGGAACAGGCAAAGGAAGAGGAAAAGCAGACAUAAGUUACACGUUUAAUUAACAAUAACAGCGAAAAGAAAAUAAUAUUCCUCAUUUGUCUUUCAUACUACA